Leptomonas pyrrhocoris is the source of this 5649-nucleotide messenger RNA. RefSeq names its product putative mitochondrial DNA repair and recombination helicase protein PIF2. NCBI's taxonomy places the organism in Eukaryota, Euglenozoa, Kinetoplastea, Trypanosomatida, Trypanosomatidae. The record is from RefSeq and is a predicted model, not a curated record. Gene Ontology annotation, biological process: DNA repair; telomere maintenance. Bases 2131 to 5649 code for a protein of 1172 amino acids. The transcript has a single exon. Gene Ontology annotation, molecular function: ATP hydrolysis activity; DNA helicase activity.
AGGUCAUCGGCGACGCUGCGUUUAACUCCACUUACACAUUCUCUGUUGUUUUGCUACUGCACUUUUUUUUCCUCCCAAUAAACUACGCCUUUUCCAAGCUAAAGGAAUAGCACCAGCAUGCCUCGACUUGCAUCGCUGCGUCUUUGUCGAUCUGCGCCGUCCACCUCACCACCGAAUAGGUGACCCCCCUCUUCCUCAUAUCAUUCCUCUAUUGCUCGAGAACGCUGCUAGUCAGGGGUGGUUUUCCGGUGCUUGGAGGGGGGCUUACCUCUCCUCUGCACGCCCUCUCCAGAAAGAAGAGAAGGGGAAGGUAGCGGAAAGCAAGCGGUGGGUGCGACCCAUUGGGCCCGCCUUCGUCGCUUAGCGUGUAUCAGCUGUCUGUGUGCGCGCCAGAGAAGCAGCUACUCCAAAAAGGCGCUGGGAGGCAGAGCACGGCAGUGGGGUGUUCGAGACGCAGCAUCGCAUCUACGCUCCCCUCACGGCACUGCCGUCGAAUCCGUUGACACCGGACACGAAGAGAGCUUUGGGACAGGGAAGUAGAGCACAGCAGAGCUGACAGGGAACACAAGAACAACGAGAGGACUCGUCAGACGACUUGCCGGGCGAUAUUGCGCCGUACACGAACUACAGGCGCGCUCGAUUGCCAUCGCUUAUCCCCCUAUCGUUGUUGUUUUACUUUUCCUUUUGUACGUUGGUGUGUGUGUGUGUGUGUGUUCUCUCGCAAUAGAAACAUUUCGGGUACUCCCCAUAACUGCGUCGAUUCACUUUGCACGUCACAUAUGUUUGUUGUUUUUUUGAAUACUAUUAAUAUUAUUAUUUUCCGUAUUUUAUUCCAAGAUCUCUCGCUUGUUUGCCGACCAAUACCUUCGCACACCCACACGCACAGCACUUCGCCAGUCUUUGUGUCAGUGGUUUUAGCGGUGCUGCAUGCACGGGCGAUAGACGCGACUGAUCUGUACGUCCAUAGAGUCAAGGAAGAGGGAAAGCAUUCAGCCGCUUCUCCCGUUUUAUAUUUGUCAUUUCUGACUUGAGAGCAGAGAUAGAUUUUUUGCAGACGAAAAGAUUUGUGUUCUUUCUUUUGCGAGAAGACGUACCCCUUUCAUUACUAUUAUUCGUUUAUUAAAAGCGACGCUGGUACGCAUGGGUAUUCUACAAAUACUCUUGUGGAGCUAUCACCACCUUCGUGGCGUUGCAGCCGUUUCCGCCUCCGCAUCUCGCGCCGCGUCACAUCUCUCUUCCCCGGUUCUCAUCUCAACUCUGUCCACUGCGACAGCAUGCUCUCCCUCUUCCUUGACUCUCGACGUUCGUGUGCCUGCCAGUAGGGCAGACGAGCGCACACGUCUCCUGCGCUGCCUCCCGCAACUUUCACCUGGUGGACACUGGAAGCGGAGGAAGAGAAGAAGGAGCGAGAGAGGAAUCAGCGUUGACGAGAUACGUAAUGGAGAUGUGGCGGGGUGUAGAAGAUGCAGCGGUGCGGGUGUGUACUGGCUUCCAUGCACGGCGGUGGCCCUGUCCCGCGCGUGCGAAGGAAAACUCGAAGCUUCACAAGCACCUGAGUCUACCACCCACGUUAGCGGAAGUAUUCGUACGGUGCCUUUUCCGAAGCAGAUACCGACCUCGCGCCUUCGCCUGUGCCACGAAGACUUGCAGCGGAAUGCGGUGUCAGCCACGGCGCUCAGCAUCCGCCGGUACCACACAAACUCGGCAGGAGACGGCCUCAUGACCUCCAGCACGUGCAGCAGCACGACAGAGGCAGAAGGAGGCGCGCCGUCGUUGUUGGGCGAUAUUCUUCGCCGUCUCGACGAUGUCGCGGUGGACACAGAGUCUUGUCCUGUGCCGCCUGCGGAAGUCACGAUGGAUUCUACGCCAGCAAGCCCGCACGGACGAGAAAAGAAGGCCGCCUACGUCCCACUGCUCUUUCGCUCCGACUUUAUGCGCUCUGCGGCGCUACGCGGACAUCAUCAUCCAUCUGUUCCACUGCACACGGGGACUGCGCCGGUGGUGUCUGCGGUGCGCAUCGCCCCCGCACGUCCUGAGCUCGCAUCACCGGCAGCCUCGUUAUCAGCAACAGCGACGCAGCAACCGCCUGUGCCGCUGUCGAGUGCCGCCUCCGCACCCUCUCCCCAUUGGAUGCCCACGACAGCGAGGGAGGCGCCAUCCGAAGACGAAUGUCCCGACGAGAAGGCCGCGCCGCAGCCUGAAAGGGUAGGAAGGCAACAUCACACCACCGCAGCCACCAUCACGAAGGCACGCAACGAUGACGACGACUCUGCGGAAGCGCCGCGAACCUCAGCACACGAUGCAGACACCGUAUGUACGCGCGAAGGCGACGCCGCGGUAGCCACAGCAGCGACGGCGGUCACGUCCUCCGCGGAAAUGGACGGACAGGACACUCACGAUGAACGUCAAGCGGACGGCCUUGACGAGGACGACGUGGUUGUGGAUGCAAACAUGAACUGCUCUGGUGCGCCACAACCUGCUUCAUCGGCAACCUCGCGUCACCGUCGCUCGCACAAGCUGAUUCUGGACCCGGUUGAGUGGCUUGCCCAAGCCGCUGAUGCCCCGCUGAUGGACCUCGAAGCUCUCUACUCGAGCACCGCGGUGACGGACACAAUGGCAUACGCCAGCUCCGUAAGUUAUGCCGAUGAAGGAGCUGCUGCGGUUGCACAUGAACACAACGAAGACGGCAUUUCAUUUAGCACAGGAGACGUCACACCACCAACGACAGACGGAACGAUGACAGUUGAUGCUCGACCACCACCUGAAACAGCGGUGGUUCAUAGGUACCUGGCGCCGACACGAGAAGGGGAAGAACAAGAGGCGGAGCUGCUCGCAGACUUGCUACGCGACGUUCCGCCGCAGCGGCAAAAACAGAGGAGAAGGCAGCAACCCGGCCCGGCUCAUAACCCUUCCUACACACAGGCAGAGUCCACCGAGUCGGCGAACACCACCGCCGCUCCUCUCCCCGCCUCAUUGCAGGCGGCGACUGACAAACCGGCCUUGGAGUCGGAUGCCCUCGUCUACAACGUCUUCACCCGGCGCAUUGCCAAAGCGUCCUCGUCUACGAUCCGCAUGCUAGCUCUCAUGGGUAUCGGUGUCCAGCCGGAGACGCGAGAGCUGACGGUGACGGACCCCGAAGCGCUGCAGAGUCUUGCCAGCGAGCUGCGUGCGCACCGCGUGUCGUGGCCGAAGCUGUGGUCGCGGGGGCCUCUCUACCGCCAGCUAGAGAGCUUGUUGAGUGACGAGCACGUUGCGGACGCGGCGGAGCGGGUGGCGGGGCUGCUGCGCCUUCAGUACAACAAGUCGCAUCUUCAGCGUCAGCGGCCUGGUCUCGUCGUGGGGGAUGGCAGCCCGACAGGUGGGGGCAUCUCCUCCCUCUCCUCUACCUCUGCAGACGCCGCACCGGCGAUGGCAGAAAGCGUCGACGACAAACUUCUUACCGUGCAGGACCUGAACGAGGAGCAGCAGGCGGUGGUGGAACUGAUUAUGCAGGGGCACCACACCUACAUCGGCGGCGGUGCCGGCACGGGCAAGUCCGUUCUGCUGAGGGUGAUUAAGCAGCGACUUGUGCAAGAAGGCCUGGCCGUCGCCGUGACAGGGACAACCGGCAUUGCAGGGACGCAGAUUGGCGGGUGCACGUUGCACCACUGCCUCGGCAUCAACGUGAGUGGCGAGUUCACGCGGCGCAAGGACCUGAGCAGCUACGACGUGAUCAUCAUCGACGAAGUCUCCAUGCUCUCUCUGGAACUCUUCGAGUCCUUGGAGGUGCACCUGCGCCGCGCCAACAACGUCCACCUGCCCUUCGGCGGCGUUCAGAUGAUCCUGUGCGGGGACUUCUUGCAGCUGGGCGCGAUUGACUCCCGGCCCCUCAUCACAUCGCAGCUCUUUCGGCGCUACUUUGUGCAUUUGAAACUGGAGACGGUGGUGCGGCAGAACAAGGACUUGCGCUUUGCGGCGCAGCUGCAGCAGCUCCGACGCGGGCGGGUGCCGGCCGAUCUUAGCGAGACGGUGCGCUUCGUCUCUCCUCAGCAGAUUCAGGCAGCGCAGCAGGCAGAGGUGGAGCUGAAGAGGCGUCAGCACGCGCAGCUGGCGAGGCUCGCACCGCAAGGGGAAAACGGCGGCGAAGGACGCACAACGAAUGGCACGGACACCACGAGCGGUGAUGGCGGGCAGGACGAGCGGCAGUCCGGAGACGGCAUCAGCGGCGGGAAUACGAACUGUGUCUCGGAGAGUACCACAGCGAAUGGAGGCACCCGCGCUGCGGCGGCACCCAUGGUACCCUUCGUGAACGGGGCGGUCAACCUGCUGCCGACGAACAGAGAAGUAAACCUGACCAACGCACAGCAGCUGCAGCAGCUCCCAGGCGAGCCUGUCACCUACGCCCCACAGUUCCUGCCGCCGUGCCUCGUCGGCUGCUGGUCCCCCACCUUCAUCCUACGCGUGUGCGAGCCGGAGAAGCUGCACAUGAAGACGCUGCGGCUAGAGAUUCAGCGCUACCUCGGCAACUUCUACACGAUGGGGCAGCGGGCGUCGCCGGCGUCGCAGCCGCCGGUCACCGCAUCUGCUGUUGGCUUCAGUGAUGGGGAGUGGCUGCUGAACCCGCACCUCGGCGAGCGAAGCGUCGUGCUGUAUCCUCUCUUCGUCGACGCCUUGGUCUUUCGGGUGCGGCUGCCGCUCACGAUGGACCGCGAGGAGGUCCGUCAGUUUCUCAUGCACGUCGCCGAGCUCGACCGGCACCUCGCGACGCUUCAAGUCGGUGUGCGCAUCCGCGACGUCCUUGCUCACGGCGAGGGCAUGCACACGGAGCAGGACGAGUACAUCCUCUCCCAGUACGCCGCUCGAGCUCCACUGGCGCAUUCCUUAACUUUGAAGGUUGGUGCGCGGGUGAUGCUGCGCACAAACUUCGCCCCCGGGCUCGUCAACGGCAGUCUCGGUACCGUCGUGGGCUUCCGCAAGUUGGUGCUGGAGGAGCUACCCCGCUACUUGGUGGGCAACGCGCAGCGGGAGGAGUCCAUUGUGCAGUACAGCGAUUUCCUCCAAUACGAGCAGGGCUUUCAGGCACCGAUUGUCCCGGUUGUCGACUUCAACGGCCGCCAGGUGCCCAUACCGCCCAUGACGCAGUACGUGGGUGGCAUGCCUAACACACACCACUACAGCAUGGGGAUCGUUGCCCUCCCCCUCUCCCUCGCCUACGCCUUCACGGUGCACAAGGUGCAGGGCCUGACCUUGGUGGGCCGGGUGCACCUGGAGCUGUCCCGCAUGUGGCCCUGCGAGCACCUGCUGUACGUGGCCAUGAGCCGUGUGCGCAACCCGGAGCAGCUGUCCGUCUCUUCCUUCCACCAGCACCUCGUGCGCGCCGCGGCGGACUGUCUGCUCUUCGAUGACAGUCUCCCACCGGUGUGGUCAGCCACGAUAGCGCCGUACAUGUUGGCCGCGACGUGGAAGCGCUCCCCGAGCCGGCGGAAGAAGGUGCUGCUCAAGAAACAGCUGGAGGCCUACGUGAAGCAGCGGCGGAGCAAGCUGAUGGAUGACGCGCGGAAGGGUGAUAUUCGAGCGGAGAUACGACUACUCGAGGAGAAGAUGCUGCAGCAGCGAGCGAGGGCUGCGGCCCGGGCGAAGGAGCGCACUUUGAAGAAGAAUGGUUCGUGA